AUGUCCACCCAACCCAAAACCACGGCAAUCCUAAAAGCAACCCAGCUCACCCCUGAAAAGCUCGACCAGGCCCUCCACGCGCUCCUAACCAUCCUGCCCGAGAUCUCCAUGGCCAUGGAAGAGCGCUUCGCCAACGUCCCUGCCCCUUUUGACCCCUCUGCUCUCGCCCAGCUUGAACCUAUGGGCCAGAUUGAGCAGCUUCGCAACGCGACUACCGCUACUACUUCUUUCGAGACUCCAGCGGGUGAAUACUGCGACUACACGCAUGACUUUGUCGUGCCUACUGCGGCUAUCGUGACUGCCAGGGAGGAUCGGGAUGAGUAUCUGCAGGUUGAUGUCAAUGUCAAUGUCAAUGGUUCCAAUCAUAGCAAUCAUGGCGCCGUGAAUAACACCAAUGAAAAUGUCAACCAUACUAUUAAUAACGACAACAACAAUAACGAUGUUAAUAGUGGUCGCUACCCGCAGACGAACCAGUCCCAGGUCUCUGUUUCAACUGGGCUGACUUCUCAUUUGCCGAAUAAUUUACCUUCGAGGUGUGCCGUUUGA
This is a messenger RNA of Monascus purpureus, 546 nucleotides long. The record is from the annotation of a GenBank genome assembly. NCBI's taxonomy places the organism in Eukaryota, Fungi, Ascomycota, Eurotiomycetes, Eurotiales, Aspergillaceae.